AUGCCUGUGCAUAAGGUACUUUUCUGGAGCGGAUUUGGCAUUGCCGUCCGUCUCUGGCAACUCGGUAUUGAAAUGCGCCCAUUUUUCAACAAAGAAUCCCUAUGGGUUUACCCGCUCUUUGCAACCGUUGGCGGCAGCUUUGGAUACUGGCUUCAGGGUGUUGAAUCGCGACAGUUGAAAAUGCUUUCGGACCGGAAGGAGAUGUUGUUGGAGAAACGGCGAAGGAGGGCGGAGAGAGAAGCGAACGAAGUGGGAAUUAACAAGGUUGAGGAAGGUGGGCUUCUCGCAAGCACUUCGUGA
Messenger RNA from Uncinocarpus reesii 1704, 300 nucleotides. RefSeq lists its product as uncharacterized. The transcript is spliced from 2 exons. The record is from RefSeq and is a predicted model, not a curated record. Bases 1 to 300 code for a protein of 99 amino acids. Lineage: Eukaryota; Fungi; Ascomycota; Eurotiomycetes; Onygenales; Onygenaceae.